Molecule: messenger RNA, 1132 nt
Organism: Nerophis ophidion (straightnose pipefish)
Lineage: Eukaryota; Metazoa; Chordata; Actinopteri; Syngnathiformes; Syngnathidae
Gene: ucn3l
Product: urocortin 3, like
Exons: 2
Coding region: 293-757 (154 amino acids)
Biological process (GO): digestion; hormone-mediated signaling pathway; cellular response to nutrient levels
Cellular component (GO): extracellular region
Molecular function (GO): hormone activity; corticotropin-releasing hormone receptor 2 binding
Source: RefSeq, a predicted model, not a curated record
GCCUCAUGAAGGCGUGGCAGCCAAUAAAGGAGCACCCAGGUCGGCAAUAAACUCAAACGCAACAUGUGAUGAGGAUGACGUCAGCGGCGCACAGUGACGGCUGCUACUAAACGGAGGCUGCAGGAAAUGAGGGCGCAAAAAGACGCUGCUGCUUGCACCGCCUGGACACACACACGCACACACACACACACCCUGGUGGGAUUGUUUUCAAUUUGGAAGGACGUGUUGUUUACUUUCACCCAGGACUCAUUUGCAGAGGACAUCCACAUCCACACCCGCACCCACGCACAGGAUGCUGUCGUCCCUCAAAGCCCUGCUGCUGCUGUCCGUGCUGUGCACGCCGUCCUCCAGCCUCUGUCCCCGCUUGCCCCACGGACGUUUUUCCCUCCUGUGUGACCGCCAGAUGGCCGUCGGCUUCCGGGGCGACGAGGACGACCUGGCCGGGUACGCCGUGGAGGACGAGGGCUGGGGGUCCCUCCUGCAGUCGGCGGAUCUCCUCUCGUCUUCCCCGGAGUCAGAGAGUCGGGAGAAAAGAACUUACAACGCGGCCAAGUCGCGCUUCCAGAGCCGGGCGAAGCUGCGGGGGCCUCUACUGCGCAGCCGCGGCAAAGCGGAGCGCAGGAGCCGGCUGACUUUGUCCUUGGACGUGCCGACCAACAUCAUGAACGUCCUCUUCGACGUGGCUAAAGCCCACAACAUGCGUGCAAAGGCGGCAGAGAACGCUCGUCUGCUCGCUCAGAUCGGUCGGAGGAAGUAGAAUAACCUUUUUUUUCUUCUUUAAAGAAACUUUAUUUGCGUCAACAACCUCUUCUUCUCUUGUUUAGUUGUUUUUAAAACUUUAUUUCAACAACGAUUAUUUUCAUUAUUUCAUCAUUAUUACUGCCAAGUAUUAUUUUUUAAAUGUAUUGAUUUGAUUGAUUGAUUGAUACUUUUAUUAGUAGAUUGCACAGUACAGUACAUAUUCCGUACAAUUGACCACUAAAUGGUAACACCCCAAUAAGUUUUUCAACUUGUUUAAGUCGGGGUCCACGUUAAUCAAUUCAUGGUACAAAUAUAUACUAUCAACAUAAUACAGUCAUCACACAAGUUAAUCAUCAUAGUAUAUACAUUGAAUUAUUUACAUUAUUUACAA